Molecule: messenger RNA, 3451 nt
Organism: [Torrubiella] hemipterigena
Lineage: Eukaryota; Fungi; Ascomycota; Sordariomycetes; Hypocreales; Clavicipitaceae
Source: the annotation of a GenBank genome assembly
GUCCAUCAUUUCGUUGUUGCGCAGUGUGCCAUUCCGCCACUACAUCAUUUGUCGCUGCUGUCUUCGCGCUGCAGUAUUGAAAUUCUGAAUUACUCCCGCCGCUAGACUUUGCCGCAAUCUCGCAGCCGAUUUCUGUCCGGCGCAAUUGCUCGCGAUUCAUCGGCCGUAAAAAGGCUACUUCGAGUUUGGUCCUGAAUAUAAUUCUCCCAUUUGGCGCGCUCGAUAGAUACACGAUCUAGAUAUAACGGUAGUUGCUCAAGACAGGCCAUGAUGGCGGACGCCGGCAACGACUGGGAGCAGGAUGGAGUGAAUGGCAAUGACGGAGCUUAUGAUCAGUAUAGCGGGGACCAAAAUGAUAGCAAUGAUUAUGCUUCACAUGCUCCAGAUGAUGUGCCCGAGGAUGAGAGCGACGAUGGCGCCGAUUAUGAUCCAGAGUCUGUCGGCUUGGAUGUCAUGCCAGCGCCCGCACCAGCAGCAGAACGAGAGCCCGCAGCUGCAGCCCCAGCCAAAGCCAGAAUGUCUGGCGGCUUUCUGGUAGAAGAUGAGGACGAUGACGAUGAUGACGACGAUAACCAGACUCCUCAGUCCAAUACUAUUGUGCAGACGACACCGCAGAUUCGCCGACCCGACGAAAAACGCUUACAAAGCGUCACUCCCACUGAAGUGCCAUCGUCCAACACUCCGACUGCCAUGCCUGGAAUUAAUCCCGUUGCUCUUCUUGAAGCGCGUGUGAAAGAGGAUCCCCGUGGAGAUAUGGAUGCGUGGCUCGCACUAAUGGCGGAAAAUCGACGCCAAAGCAACAUGGCUGAAUUACGAAUCACAUAUACGCGUUUCCUCGAAGUCUUCCCUCAAGCGGGUGAUAUUUGGGCCGAAUGGGUCGAAACCGAACUGGCAAUGGAUAACUUUGGCGACGCCGAGCGACUCUUCGGGCAAUGCCUGAUGACGGUACCCAACAUUCGAUUGUGGACAAUCUAUCUAAACUACAUUCGCCGUCGUAACGACUUGAGCAGCGAUGCUACAGGCCAAGCGAGACAGACAGUGACUCAAUCCUACGAGUUUGUCCUUGAUCACAUCGGCGUCGAUAGAGAUGCUGGUGAUAUCUGGCAAGACUAUAUCCAAUUUAUCAAGAGCGGCCCAGGACAGGUCGGCGGAACCGGUUGGCAGGACCAGCAGAAGAUGGACCAAAUGCGAAAAGCAUACCAUCGCGCCAUCUGUAUUCCCAUGUCCUCCAUUAACAACCUCUGGAAAGAAUACGACCAGUUUGAAAUGAGUCUGAACAAGGUUACUGGCCGCAAGUUUAUUCAGGAACGAUCUCCAGGAUACAUGUCUGCCAAGAGUGGUAAUAUUGCCUUGGAUAACAUUGGCCGAAAUCUCAAAAGAACCACUCUCCCGAGACUGCCUCCUGCACCUGGAUUUGAUGGUGAUGAGGAGUACCGUGAGCAGGUCGAGAUAUGGAAGAAGUGGAUUGCCUGGGAAAUGGAAGAUCCCCUCGUAUUGAAAGAGGACGAGCCCAAAGUCUUCACACAACGCAUUCUGUACUGCUACAAGCAGGCCCUAAUGGCGCUCCGAUUCUGGCCUGAGAUGUGGAUUGACGCUGCCGAAUGGUGCUACCAAAACGACAUACGCGAAAACGAAAAGGAAAUGGGCACCGAAUUCCUCACUCAGGGUAUCACUGCUAACCCAGAAAGUGUUCUGCUUGCCCUCAAGCGUGCCGAUCGACUCGAAUCGACAUAUUCCGAACGAGAAGGAGACAAGGCCGAAUUUGCCAAGGCUGUUCGCGAGCCAUUUGACAAAAUUCUGGAAACCUUGUAUGCUAUGGGCGACAAGGUUAAAGAGAGAGAAAAGCUCGAAAUUUCUACGUUACAGCAGGCCGCAGCUGCAGACCCUGUCCAUGAGUCUAUUGAACCCAAUGAGGAUGAUUCGGGGCAGCCUCGCAAAACUGCAACCGAGAUGCGAAUUCAAGCCAUUCAACAGGCAAACGCAGUCGAAACCCAACUGCUAUCCAAGACAAUUUCAUUCAUAUGGAUUGCUCUUGCUCGCGCCAUGAGACGGAUUCAAGGCAAGGGCAGUCAAUCUGAUGGCGGGUUACGCAAGGUCUUUACAGACGCCCGUCAAAAGGGACGUCUGACAAGCGACGUGUAUGUCGCUGUAGCUUUACUGGAAUCGAUUGUAUACAAGGAUCCUGUAGGCGCAAAGAUUUUUGAACGCGGCGCACGGCUCUUCCCCAACGACGAAGUCUUUAUGAUUGAGUAUCUCAAGUUCUUGCAUUCAAAGGACGACACCACAAACGCCCGUGUUGUCUUUGAGACUUGUGUCAACCGCCUGGUUGCCAAACCUGAGACUCUUGCAAAGGCCAAACCACUGUACGCCUACUUCCACAAAUAUGAAUCACAGUUCGGAGAGUUAUCCCAGAUCAGUAAGCUGGAAGACCGUAUGGCCGAGUUAUUCCCAGACGAUCCUAGACUGAGCAUAUUCAUGUCCCGGUACUCUAACAGCAAGUUCGACCCCAUUGUGACACCAAUCAUCAUUUCCAAGGCCGUACAAAUGAGACCCAAGGUUGCCGUGCCUGUGAUUUCCGGAGCUGAGUCAGUCCAGAAUAGCCCACGGCCAAGACGACAGGACCAGAGUCCUAUGCCAAACUUUGUGCGCGCUACCGCAUCCCCCAAACGUCCAUUUGGUGUUGAUGACGACGAGCUGAACCCACCCAAGCGCGUGGCCCGUGGCAUUUCACCCCUGAAAGGCGCGGCUGGCCGCAGGCUGGACCAGCAACGUCGCAAUCAGUCUGCAAGUUUCCAUCGGGAUAUUACAUUCCUCCUAGGCAUCCUUCCCCCAGCACAUACAUACGAUGCUCAAAGAUUUAGCGCCCCUGGCAUGGUCUCACUACUGAGAGACGUUCACCUACCAGACUACAGCUCGUGGAGGGCCAGAACAGGUGGACAAUACAUGCAGAUAGGGCAUGCACGCCAGGCCUCCGGCGACUACGCUAGGGGUUCUAGCCCAUACCCCCAAUCUGGGCCGCCUGGAAACUAUCGCAACCAGCCUGUACGCAUAGAGAGCGCUGCUAAUGUCUAUGGAUCUGGAGCAUACGGCCAGCAGCAAGGCGGGACCAACCAGCAAGGCCAAUACGGAGGAUACCGAUAUUAGAAGGGCUCUUUUUUCAACUUGAAUUAUUUUCUUUUGGUAAUAUGGAUGGCGUUUGGCAUUUCAGUUCAAGGUAAAACACUGAGCAGUUGGGUCCAUGGGAUUUCUGUAUCAUCUCGCGACGGUCACGGCAUGGGAGAGCAUGUAUUACCACAAAAUAGCACAAUGUACUGUAUCUUUCUGACUCUAUUUACUUUGUACCUCUUAUCUGUUGAAUAACCGUGAUGUGUUUGCAAUGUGCCAUUGGUGAAUUUGCUCUAAGUGAAUAGUUGCGGUACGCCAGAGCCCAAAUUAAUCGGACUAGGGGUCU